AUGGCUGCAGGAGACCUGGCAGGGAGCUUUCAGGAGGAGGUGACUUGCUCCCUGUGUCUGGACUAUUUUACAGAUCCAGUGAUAACUGACUGUGGGCACAACUUCUGCUGCACCUGCAUCAGCAAGUGCUGGGGGGAGUUGGAGCCAAAUGUCUGCUGCCCCCAGUGCAGGGAAACGGCCCCACAGAGAAACCUCCGGCCCAACAGGCAGCUGGGCAAUAUGGUUGAGUUGGUGAAGCAGCUGAAGCUGCAGGCAGGGAGGGGGCCCGAAGGCCAGUGUGUGUGUGAGAGGCACCAGGAGGCUCUGAAGCUCUUUUGUGAGGAGAAUGAAGCCACCAUCUGCGUGAUCUGCAAAGAGUCCCGGGAACACCAAGGUCACAAGGUGGUUCCCAUUGAGGAGGCUGCCAAGGACUACAAGGAACAAAUUCGUAGCUGCCUGGAGCACCUGAGGGAGCAGAGAGAGGAACUGCAGGGCCUGAAAUGUGCCUGGGAGCAGGAGAGUGAAAGACUUCUGAGGCAGACAGAGCUGGAGAGGCAGUUGGUGGUGUCUGAGUGUGAGGGGCUGCGCCAGCUCCUGGGUGAACAUGAGCGCCUCCUGCUGGCCCGGCUGGGAGAACUGGAUGCAGAGAUAAUGAGGAAGAGGGAGAAAAAUGCUGCCUACCUGUGCAAGGAGACUGCUCGCCUCAGCUCCCUAAUCAUGGAGCUAGAGGGGAAGUGUCAGCAGCCAGUGCCUGAGCUCCUGCAGGGUGUCCGAAGCGCAGUAAGCAGGGGUGAGGAGGUGAUGCCUCUGCAUCCAGGCCCCAAGUUCCCUGACCUGGAGAAGAGAAUCCAGAAUUUCCCCAGGGAGAAAAAGCUUCAGGAAGCUGUGAUGGGAUUUCUGAAGGGGCUGGCUGCAGAGAGAGGAUUCAGAAGAGCCCGAGUACAUGCAGUGGAUGUGACUCUGGACCCAGGCACAGCUUAUCCCGAACUCAUACUGUCUGAAGAUCGGAAAUGUGUGAGACACGGAGACACACAACAGGACCUACCCAACAACCCUGAAAGAUUUGAUACUUGCCCAGAAGUCCUGGGCUCUGAGAAGUUCACAGGCGGGAGGUACUACUGGGAGGUGGAGGUGGGAGACAAGACAUGCUGGGCUCUGGGUGUGUGCAGGGAGUCUGUGCACAGGAAAGGGCUGGUCACACUGUCACCUGAGGAUGGGUACUGGGUCAUGUGGCUGCGAGAUCAGAAAUUCAAAGCCCUCACCACCCCCCCAACUCGCCUCCCCAUGCGCCUGUGGCCCAGAAAGGUGGGUGUUUUCUUAGAUUAUGAGGUGGGUGAAGUCUCAUUUUACAAUGUGACUGAUGGGUCCCACCUCUUCACUUUCACUGAAACCUUCUCUGGGACCCUGCGCCCAUAUUUUUAUACUGGUCUCAGUGCUGGGGGCACCAACGCAACUCCCCUGAUCCUGUGCCCAGUCCCAACCAAGCCCUGA
Alligator sinensis (Chinese alligator) is the source of this 1470-nucleotide messenger RNA. RefSeq names its product zinc finger protein RFP-like. The transcript is spliced from 8 exons. Bases 1 to 1470 code for a protein of 489 amino acids. Lineage: Eukaryota; Metazoa; Chordata; Crocodylia; Alligatoridae. The record is from RefSeq and is a predicted model, not a curated record. Gene Ontology annotation, molecular function: zinc ion binding; protein binding.